CCUGUCCCCGCCCCUGCCACAUUGACAAUAUAGGCCUGCACUGCCUGUGACUUUCAGGCUUUGGCUGCCGACCCCCACUGACCAUGCCAGCAGACCUGAGCGGCACCUGGAACCUUCUCAGCAGCGACAACUUCGAGGGCUACAUGCUGGCCUUGGGUAUUGACUUUGCAACUCGUAAGAUCGCCAAGUUGCUGAAGCCACAGAAAGUGAUAGAACAAAACGGGGACUCCUUUACCAUCCACACCAACAGCAGCCUAAGGAACUAUCUUGUUAAAUUCAGUGUUGGAGAAGAAUUUGAGGAAGAUAACAAAGGCCUGGAUAACAGGAAGUGCACGAGCUUGGUUACCUGGGAGAAUGACAAGCUCACUUGUGUACAGAAAGGCGAGAAGAAGAACAGAGGUUGGAGCCACUGGAUUGAAGGGGACCAGCUCCACCUGGAAAUGUUCUGUGAAGGCCAGGUGUGCAAACAGACGUUCCAGAGGGCCUGAUCCGCGCCUAGCAACAGAGCCUACCUGAGGCCACCGCUCAAUGCUGAAUUAGUCUGUGGAAGGAGCAGGUGUUUGUCUUGGUUUGAUGAAGGGUCUUGUAAUUAGAAAGAUGUCACACAGCCUGUACUAGAAAUUAUUUGAUUGCAAGACAAUUUCAGCCUCAAUAAAACUGUCCAAG
Acomys russatus (golden spiny mouse) is the source of this 666-nucleotide messenger RNA. RefSeq names its product retinol binding protein 7 (gene Rbp7). NCBI's taxonomy places the organism in Eukaryota, Metazoa, Chordata, Mammalia, Rodentia, Muridae. The record is from RefSeq and is a predicted model, not a curated record. The transcript has 4 exons. Gene Ontology annotation, molecular function: fatty acid binding. Gene Ontology annotation, cellular component: cytosol; nucleus. The coding region runs from base 84 to 488 and encodes 134 amino acids. Gene Ontology annotation, biological process: fatty acid transport.